AGUGGUUAAAGAAUCUCUGUAUUUCUUCGUUUUGUGCUAAACGGGGAAUAUAAUAUUGCUUAAUUACAAAAACCCAGAAAAACCCAUGUUUUUUUUUCAUCAUUUCAAGAAAAGAAUCGAAAACCCAGUUGUUGUUUUUUUGUAUUAAGAUUGUUGUAUUUUGAUUUUUAUACGAUUUGGGUAAAUGGGGAAUUGUUUUGGGGUAUCGAGGAAGUCGGCAUCGGAGAUUGCGCCGGCCGAUGUGCUGAAGAAAUAUCCGGCUGUUAAGCUGUACGGAAAUCCGAAUAGUGUUACGACCUAUUACAUUCGAUGUGCUCUGCUUUACAAGCCGGUGACAGUCAAUUUCAUCCCCUCCGAUGCCCACCAAUCGCCGGCGGUGGAGUAUAAAUCGGAUUCCGUCACUGGGUCUGUUGAUUCCGUGGUGCGUUACUUGGAUUUGAAGUUUCCGGAGCCGAAGCUGUUGACGGGGUGUAUUGGUGGGUGGUAUGAUGAAACGACGCCGUAUGUUGUGUGGUUGGUGAUUUUGCAGCAUAGGAGUAUGAUGUGGCAUUUGGAGAGAAUGGGGAGGUGGGCGGAGGACUUGGCGGCGCGUGGAGGUAAAGCAAGAGGUGAUCCGGCGAUGGGGACUCCACGAAUGGAGGUGAGGAAGUUUGCUAGAGGUUAUUCACAGUUGCUGGAGCUAAUGCUUGAACAUGCUCAAAUGGAAGAAAGAGUUGUCUUUCAAAUCUUGGAAAAAGCUGAUAGAGGACUGUCUAAAGCUGCAAAUGAGGAGCAUGCAAGGGACCUUCCUAUGAUGAAUGGUAUUAAAGAAGAUAUCAAAUCUAUAGGAGUUCUUGAUUCAGGGCAUCCUGCCUACCAAGAUGCCCUCUGCAACCUCUCUACUCGACUCAAAACCUUAAAGGAGCAUAGCAAGAAACACUUUGAAGAAGAGGAGAAGAAUCUACUGCCACUGAUGGAGGCGGCUGAACUGAGUAAAGCACAACAGGAUAAAGUCCUAGACCAGUGUCUGGAUGUCAUGCACGGGACACACUCACAUCUGUUUCGUUUCUUUAUGGAAGGCCUCCUCCCUCCAGAUGCCAUGCAUUACUUGGACAUGCUUUCUAGGUGCAGUGACCAAAACCGAGUGUCUACUAUGCUCCGGUUAAUCAUUGAUAAGACUGUCUAAUCCAUACAACAAUCACUCGAUGAUCAAGAAAUUAAUCGUUGAGUCUAGUCCAGCUUCGCGCUUAAAGUGGAGCACUUGAUGCUAUCAUCACUUGUAAUUGCUUUGCUCUUCUUUUAUUUUCUUUAAGAACCAUUGUUACCUUUUGUUGUUUCUUUCACAAGGCAGAUACUCAAAGCAAAAGGGAGGAGAGGUUGCCUUA
Molecule: messenger RNA, 1364 nt
Organism: Solanum verrucosum
Lineage: Eukaryota; Viridiplantae; Streptophyta; Magnoliopsida; Solanales; Solanaceae
Exons: 3
Coding region: 185-1165 (326 amino acids)
Source: RefSeq, a predicted model, not a curated record